This is a messenger RNA of Pundamilia nyererei, 441 nucleotides long. RefSeq names its product flotillin-1-like. The coding region runs from base 1 to 441 and encodes 146 amino acids. The transcript is spliced from 3 exons. The record is from RefSeq and is a predicted model, not a curated record. Gene Ontology annotation, molecular function: protease binding. Gene Ontology annotation, biological process: positive regulation of endocytosis; protein kinase C signaling; protein localization to plasma membrane. Lineage: Eukaryota; Metazoa; Chordata; Actinopteri; Cichliformes; Cichlidae. Gene Ontology annotation, cellular component: plasma membrane; cytoplasmic vesicle; flotillin complex.
AUGGAUGAGGGAAAAAUCCAUAAGAUAUUAGAGGAGGCAUUUCAAACUACCAUCGCUUUGUAUGAGGUUAAAGGUGAGGCUGAAGCAUUUGCAGUGGAGGCCAAGGGUCGUGCUGAGGCUGAGCAGAUGGUGAAGAAGGCAGAGGCCUUCAAGGAGUACAAGGAGGGCGCCAUGGUGGACAUGCUGCUGGAGAAACUGCCUUUGAUGGCAGAAGAGAUCAGCAGGCCUCUGUGUGAAGCCAAAAAAGUUACCAUGGUAUCCAGCGGAGGUGGAGAUGUGGGCGUGGCCAAACUCUCAGGAGAGGUGCUGGACAUCAUGACCCAGCUGCCUGAGGCGCUGGAGAAAAUGACUGGCGUAAACAUCUCCCAGGUAACUCUGUUUAUGUUACACCUACCUGCACUCAUGCAUCUACAGCUUAUAGCUGCUACCGACCAAAUUUAA